UCUGUAUACUUAUGGUUUUGCCUGGGAGAGCAGCAACUCUUCCAGAAGAAACUCAAUGCCUGUAUGAGUUCUUAGUUUGGCUUGACUAAGGAAAUUUAACCAGAACACCUAAAUAUCCUGACCCAGAAGAAGUCCAUCUUCUUGAAAAUAGCAUGAAGGAUUCAGGGGUAGUAAUGGGUAGAGGAAGGAUAAUCUUAUAGUUAAAGCAUGGGACUGGGAAUCAGGAUAUGUAUUUUUUCUUUUCUGUUUAUGCAGCCUUUCUGAAUGAUCUUGGACCAGCUGCCUAUGCCUCAGUUUAUUUAACUGUGUUUUUUUCUAAAUAGGUGUAAUAAUACAGGUUAUUGUAGAUUUUGUUAAUGCUUGGGAAGUGACUGAGAUACUCUGUUAGAAAAACCUAUGGACCAAAUCAUGACCUGAGAUUGAUGCCUUGUUUUCCCUGUCUGAGCUAUCCCACCAUGGAUUCACACCACAGUAGGGACUGAAGCUUCAAUAGGCAGCUCCUUUCCUCCAAGUCAUGUGGAUACACAUGGAUGGGAAGAAGGUGGAGCCUUGAUUACUCUCUGCUACCCAUUUUGAAUAUGUUAGGAUAAAUUCAUGAUCUUGUGCUAAGAUGCAAAAUAUUCUUAUAUGGAAUGAAAUCAGAAAAAAAAAUUAAAAGAGAAACAUGAGGUCUGAGUGUUAAACCAAAGGUGACAGAAUAAGUCUAUAGCAGAUGAGCUCUGUAGCCUCUGUACUAAAAUUUGCUGUGUUCAUUCAAGUGUUCUGUUUAUCAGGACAGCAGCGGAAACCCUGUCAGGAUAGUGGGAAAUCUAUAUUUAGGUACUAAAUAUUAAUAAAAUAUAAAACAAAAUAACAGACUAUAUUUUCUGAGUCCAAUAUCAAAAUAAGAAUGAUAAGAUGAGGAACAAUCAUACAGCCUGUUAAAAGCAAUAGAAAGAUUCCCAAUGAUUGGUUCUUAAACCAGGCCCUAAAUAAGCAUUUGUAGUGAUGUGUUUUCCAGUUCUGUGGCUGUCUGCUUUUAAAUUGCUACUUGUGUCAUUUUUUUCAUAAAGCUAAGACCUACUUUACUUUCAAUUUUUUUGUUUGCUAUUUUUAAAGAGAAAAAAAUAUAAUUUGGACAUCGUCAUAAGCAUCUGUUUAAAAUUUACUUCCUUUAAAAGACAUUUAUUAGAAAUGUUUAUGAAAACCACUUAGCAUAGGAGGGAAGCCAUAAAUCCAGUUUUUGUUGGGACCAUCCUGUUCUAAACACCUGUCCCAGGUGUCCCAUUAGUUUUGUCAAAUGACUGCAUUUGUCCUUUUUUCAGUGGGAUGCCCCGAACUGGAGUUUAAAUGGGACCACACCCCCUCCCCUGCUCUUGAAUGUACUUAGCUAAGAGUGAGGCUCAGAGACAGCUGAUUGUGUCAGAAAGCAGGGUAUCCCAUUUUGAAACUAGGGAAAUAUGAUUACCUUAUUUAGAAAUUAUAGUAGAAUCCAUUGGAAAACAAUAAUACUUUCUCUUUAAAUUGGUUACUAUAUUAUAAGCUUUCCAAGGUGAAAUGUUUUUGUCCUGUGACUAAUAUUCUGCAUGUGCUAUAAGAAUGAAGAUAAUAAUUUUGGCAUCAGCUGAACUGUUUUUUUUAAAUUGGUAUAUCAAACAAAAAAAAGUUUCAAAUUGAUUUCCUUAAAAAACUAAUCUGCUUUUGUGUUUGAACUUUUAAAUUAGAAAAGGGAAAAUAAUACUAAUUGCAGAUCAACAACCCAAUUCAACAGCCUGAAAUUUAUUAAGAACUAUGAGCUGCAACAAGAUAGCUAAAAAAUAAGGUACCUGAUCCUGUUCAAUCUACCAAUGUAAGCAAGACUCGACACAAGUUCAAAAAUAGGAUUUUUUGUAUUUAAAAGAAUUACUGGCAUAUAAUAAAACAGCCCGUGUGAACACAGCCUUUAUCUUCCCUAACAAGGCUCUGCUUUUAUAAUGAUUUGAGAAAAUAUUUUUAUUCAGUCCUUAUUCAAGGCAGGCACAGUUCUUUGGGUAGAUGCAGUAUCUUUUAUUAGACUAACUUUAUGAGACCAAUAUUAGUCCUUAUUCAAGCAAAUCUCUCAUUGCUUUCAUUGUGGGUUUCACUUGUGCCAGGAUGCAGGAUACUCCACUGAAAGCAAUCCAUAUUCACAGUGUGUUGACAUUUAUGUAGUUAUACUAAAGGGCAAUUGGUACUGUUUAAUAAGAAAAGAAGUUGGUGACUGCAUAAGCUCAUGACUUUAGAGUUGUGUUUACUGCAGAGGUUUUACAGGUGAAAGUUCAUAUUAAGUUUAGCUGCUGAUCUCCUUCCAAACAUGGCUGAUGUGUAUUAAGAACAAGCCCUGCUAGUAGGACAGAUUUUUAUUUUUAUAGUAAAAGAAAUGAGUAAGAUUUAUACUUACACUUUCCUGGAAGUGCCAUGGGGAGAUGGAGAUCUAGGUUCUUGGGCAGAUCGUUCACCACUGCAUGAGGCAGCCAGUCAAGGACGUCUCCUCUCUCUAAAGACUUUACUGUCACAGGGCUACAAUGUAGAUAUUCUGACAAUUGACCAAGUCACUCCACUGCAUGAGGCCUGCCUAGGGGAUCAUGUAGGCUGUGCAAGAAUUCUUCUUGAAGCAGGAGCAAAUGUAAAUGCUACAACGAUUGAUGGAGUGACACCCUUAUUUAAUGCAUGCUCAAGAGGCAGUGCAUCUUGUGCAGAGCUUUUGUUGGAGUAUGGUGCCAAAGCACAGUGGGAGUCAUGUCUCCCAUCACCAAUUCACGAAGCAGCCAGUAGAGGUCAUAGUGAAUGCCUGGAGGUGUUGAUAUCUUGGGGUAUAGAUGUUGACCAAGAACUACCUCAUUUGGGAACACCUCUGUAUGUAGCUUGUGUUUCACAGCAGAUCCAUUGUAUUCGAAAGCUUCUUUAUGCAGGUGCUAAUGUACAGAAAGGAAAGCAUUUGGAUACUCCACUACAUGCAGCUGCUCAACAACCCAGUGCAGAGAUAGUGAACUUACUUCUUGAAUUUGGUGCAGACAUUAAUGCCAGGAACACAGAUUUUGAAAGGCCUAUAGAUUUAGCUCCUCCAAGAAGUUUGGUGGAGAGAACGUUGCUUCUCUACGAAGCUACUCCAUGUUCCCUUUGCCAGCUCUGCCGACUGUGCAUCAGAAAUUACAUAGGAAGAACUAGACUGCAUCUGGUUCCUCAACUUCAGUUGCCAACAAUACUGAAGAAUUUCUUGCAGUAUAGAUAAAGUAGCAAUUCACUUUUAGAGAUCAAAUAAUAAGUCUGUUUUUGUCUGUAUACUGUAUGUUUCACAUGAAGAACUUCUGGGCAAAAGACAGCCUUUACAUAUUCAUUUAAUAAGUCUUUGACACCAGGAGUUGCAACAUAACUCUUUGGAGCCAUUCAGUAACUUGGUGCCAAGGUGCUAAUACCACUGAGUAAAAUGGUGUGUGCUAAUACUCUGGGAAAUGAUUGUAUAGACAGCUUCAGCUUAACACUUACUAAUUAACUGUACACUUACUAAUUAACUGUAGUGCUAUUAAGGCUAACUUUAAUCGUAUUUAUACUUUAUAACUGCUUGAUAUACCUGAAACAAGAGUUUAUCAAGAGUAUUGUUGAGUUUGUCAGUUUGGUUUUAUUAUUUUAAGUGUUUCUAAAUUUCUGUUAUUUUUAUGCCUAGAAAUACAUGGAGAUAGGCAAGCUCUAUAAGUUGAAAAAAUAAAAUAAACAAACCUUAAUAUUUC
Molecule: messenger RNA, 3725 nt
Organism: Gavialis gangeticus (Gharial)
Lineage: Eukaryota; Metazoa; Chordata; Crocodylia; Gavialidae
Gene: ASB5
Product: ankyrin repeat and SOCS box containing 5
Exons: 7
Coding region: 2378-3229 (283 amino acids)
Biological process (GO): intracellular signal transduction; positive regulation of protein catabolic process; protein ubiquitination
Molecular function (GO): protein binding
Source: RefSeq, a predicted model, not a curated record